UGUCCUUAAAAAUUGUGAAAUCCUGCGUGUGAUUGUGACCGGUCUUUGGUUUUUAGUUAAACCUACAUUUAAAAUCCAAAACCCAAUGAACGGUUUGCACACGGAUUACGUUAAUUUUUUUUAAUGAGAUGGAAAAACUGCAGUAUGCACCAUUUAGUUGUGGGCUUGAUGCUGGGUUUUGGCAAAAACUUUCUGAGAAAAAACUGAAUGAAUAUGCACUCGAUGAGACUCCCAGAGUUAUUAGAGGUUUUUAUUUUAAUGGAGAUCUAGCUAACUUAAACCCUCGAAUAGUUUUAGAUUAUACAGGCUUUGACAGGCAGUUUAAAACACCCCCAAGAUGCUUUCUAUCUAUUGGAACUCUUUACCUGAAAAAUACUUUAGACAACUUUAAAGAAUGUGACAAGAAGUUAAUUAUAGACCAAGUUGCUGAACAGAUCUGGCAGGAUAUCAAGGAUCUAAAAGCCGUUGAAGAUCCAUCCCUGUUGUCUCGUUUUGUUUUGCUCUCAUUUGCCGAUUUAAAGAAAUAUCAUUAUUACUACUGGUUUGCGUUUCCUGCUCUUAUAUAUGAUGUAAAUUUACUAUCAAAACCCACUUCAUUAAAAGAUUCUCUUUCCACAGAACAGAUAGAAAAUUUGGUUAAAAGUUAUGAUCAAUUUCAAGCUCAGUUUACGUCAUUUCAUGGUUAUUUUGUAAUCUCUAGCUUAGAGGAUGAUUUAGCUGUGAUAGAACUUAUACACACUGAUACUCUAUUAGCAGCUGGCAAAAAGGUAACAUUUGUAUUUUGUGAUCCAUGUACACUAGAAAAUCAUCCAGGCUGGCCCUUGAGAAAUUUUCUUGUGUUAAUUGCCAAUAAAUGGGGAAAUAAAAUGGAAUCAGUCAAUGUGCUUUGUUUUCGGGAUCGUUCACGAGAUGGUGUUCGUGAUGUCUCUCAUAGUCUACUAUUAAACAUCAAAUUAGAGAAAUUAAAUGACCAAGUUUGUCCAAAAUGUGUAGGUUGGGAAAAGAAUGAAAGACAGAAGUUGGGACCAAGAAUGGUUAACCUAAGUUCAACCAUGGAUCCUACCAGGUUAUGUGAAUCUGCAGUUGAUCUUAAUCUUAAACUUAUGAGAUGGCGUCUGCUACCAGAUCUUAAUCUUGAAAAAAUUGGUUCCACAAAAUGUCUGUUAUUAGGAUCCGGCACUUUAGGCUGUAAUGUAGCAAGAUGUCUGAUGGGUUGGGGUGUACGUAAUAUUACUUUGGUAGAUAACUCAAGAGUGUCUUAUUCUAAUCCAGUACGUCAGUCAUUAUUUGUAUUUGAAGAUUGUUUGAAUGGCGGGAAACCGAAAGCUGAAGCAGCAGCAGACUCUAUGAAGACAAUAUUUCCUGGUGUGAACUCUCUAGGAUUGUCUUUGACCAUUCCUAUGCCUGGACAUUCCAUUACAGAAUCAGCGUUGAAACAAACUGAAAGAGAUGUUCAAGUUUUAGAAGAAUUAAUAGAGAAUCAUGAUGCUGUAUUUUUAUUAAUGGAUACCAGAGAGAGUCGUUGGCUACCAACAUUAAUAGCUGCCGCCAAAAAAAAGAUUGUGAUAAAUGCUGCUUUGGGUUUUGAUACAUUCCUUGUUUUACGCCAUGGUUUUAAAUCAACAGAAGUAAAGAAAUCUGAGUUUAAGUUUGGAGGAGUUAUCUCUGGGGAAAAUCUGGGCUGUUAUUUUUGUAAUGAUGUGGUGGCCCCUGGUGAUUCUACAAGAGAUAGAACAUUAGAUCAACAAUGUACUGUAACAAGACCAGGUAUAUCUAUGAUGGGGGCUGCAUUAGCAGUUGAAUUAUUGGUAUCAAUCUUGCAACAUCCUUUAGGAGCUAAAGCUCCAGCAGAUACAUCGGCCAGUGAUGACAGCAUGUUUACUGUGAAAGAUACAGAAUGUUCACUUGGUAUAGUACCACAUCAGAUGAGAGGAUUUUUAUCCAAGUUUUCAAAUGUUCUUCCAGCUUGUCAAGCUUUUGAUAAAUGUACUGCUUGUUCUGAGAAGGUAAUGGAGAGUUAUAAACAAGAGGGCUUCCAGUUUCUCUUAAAAGUUUUUAAUGAGCCUUCCUAUUUAGAGAACCUGACAGGUUUAACAGCCAUGCACCAAGAAACAGUAGAGGCUGAGGUGUGGGAUAUGAGUGAUGAUGAAGAACUAACAAGUAUAGACUUAACCAGUGUAGAUCUUUCCAGCAUAGAUACAAAAACAAUAGAAAAAUUAUAGAUCUAUAAUUUAUUUAUACACGUGUAUAUUCACUUAUGAUGGAUUCAUUUCACUUUAUUUUAAUUUUAUACAGUAAGAGUAAUCAAUAACAUUUGUUAUGUAUUUGUAUAAGCAGAUCGUAUCUACUAAUGAAUUCUGACUGGAGAACUAACUCAAGAAUUUUUAAUGUUUAUGAGUUGACGUGAUGGUUACUAUCUAUAGUAAUUACUUACAGUAGACAGUUGAUUUUCACUAUUGUACAGAAUUACCUUAGAAAACUAAUUAAUUGUAGAAACUAAAACAAAAAAUCAAUAAAACCUGCGAUCUACAUUUUAAGUUAAAAAAAUGUUUAAAUGUAAAACAAUUACACCAGCUUUUUAAUUCCAAAACACUGGGAGUUGUAUUAUUUAAAUAUUAUGUUUGACGACACUUUUGAAUUACCUGUGAAACUAUCCAUAAAUUUGUUACGUUAUAGAAUAGAAAGUGUCUGGUAAUAUGUGGCACUUUAAAUAUUACAUUUAUUUCUUGUUCUACAGUAACAUCCAACAGAAAACUUUGCCUCUGACAGAUUAACUUACUGGUUUGAAGCCUAAAUUCAGAUCUAUAAAAAUGAUUCCAAUGUUUAUAGAAAUAAUUUAUUAAAAUUAUCCAUCAAAUUUGUGGAUAAAUAUUUAAAAUAAUCUUUUAUCUAGAACUAUAUACAAAACACCUUCAGCCAAACUUAGCAGCACCAGUUCGCUGUCAUUAUAGCUAUCUGACUAAAAAAUUUUCAGUAUUUAAGCUGUUAAGUUUUAUUUACUUUACAUUUGAUUUAUUUUCAGUAUUUUAAGUGGCGUCGAAUUGCAGUCAAAUUCAUUCGGCCGAAUGAGUGGACAUACUAGGCGAAUCCUUCACCCGAUUAACCAGUUGAUUGCAUCACCUUCACGUCACAUUAAACAUGGCAGCGACCAUGUCUUCAAACUAUCAUGUGACUUCUUGAUAUGAGCGGUGAAUUCUACAAUCGAGUGAAUUCUUCGGUGAAGCGACACUCUAGGCGAAUAUAAUUUGGGCGAAUAUAUCAAUGUUUGAUUUGGGCGAAUAUAAAUUCAGCCGAAUGACAGUGGACACACUAGUCGAAUUUCGGCCCCGUUUGAUUUGCCUAGUGUUCCAACGCUUAAGCUGUUAAGUUUUUUUACAUUACAUUGAUUAAAUUAGGUUUAUAUCUAUAUGAAAUUACGGAUUAGCGAAAAUGGAACUAAAUUCAUUUACCAUACAAAAAAUUUUGAAUCUUUGUUUAAUGAGCCUCCAAGUAGUCAUAUUAAUUCUUUUUGUUGUAAUUUAUGUCACAUUGCAAUAAAUAAUUACCUAUAUCAGAUUCAAAGAAGGUAUGUAAUUACCGGUAAAUCAGGAUGUUGUAUAGUCAUUAUACAUUAUUGUGUAUGUUAUUUGUUAAUGGCUUGUAAAUAUUGCACAAAUAAAAUAUUAUACUGUUUAGAA
Patella vulgata (common limpet) is the source of this 3677-nucleotide messenger RNA. Its product is annotated as ubiquitin-like modifier-activating enzyme ATG7. The coding region runs from base 129 to 2222 and encodes 697 amino acids. Gene Ontology annotation, molecular function: Atg12 activating enzyme activity; Atg8 activating enzyme activity. NCBI's taxonomy places the organism in Eukaryota, Metazoa, Mollusca, Gastropoda, Patellidae. Gene Ontology annotation, cellular component: cytoplasm; phagophore assembly site. The record is from RefSeq and is a predicted model, not a curated record. Gene Ontology annotation, biological process: piecemeal microautophagy of the nucleus; cellular response to nitrogen starvation; C-terminal protein lipidation. The transcript is spliced from 19 exons.